UACUUCCGCAUAAUGGUGGACAUCGGCGAGGAAAACCUUACUCUUCGAAUAGAAGCACAGGAAGUUGUCAAAGAGGUCGCAUACGCUGUUGAUUACGUAGAAAUAGCAAAAGAUCUUCCAAAUGGCGACAAAGUAAUUCACCUAAACCUCAGGACGCAAGAGGAACAGGAGUUCAGCGUAGAGCUCACUGACCAAGGGUUCCGGGUUGUGGGUAACAAGUUUAACAUUGUGGAUGAGACUGCCAGUUCCCAAUACUUUGAAACUAUAUAUGCCCUGUUGGAUCAUCAUAGUCCAAAGUACAGGAAAUCAUUUGGAGAUGCCCUCCUGCGUAAACUGGAAAACCUGCAGAUGUCUCGAGAAGAAUCAGAUGAUGAAGACAAUAGGGAGAGAAGUGGGCAAUGUAACAACAACUCCUAGCAGAGCUUGAUGGUCGGCCAAAGAUAUAUUGAGGGAAUUUUGCUUGAAUACAAGCAGAGCUACAACAUGGAUGUACUUCUUGGUGCUGAAAUAACUUCUGCCAAAUGUUUGUGUCUUUCAUUGUUGUAAUGUGGAGUAGUUUAACAUCAAUUCUGAGGAUGCCAUACUUACAGCCCAGCUCAUGUGUGGUGAUACUUACAGCACAACUCCUGGGGAGUGAUACUUACAGCACAACUCCUGGGGAGUGAUACUUACAGCACAACUCCUGGGGAGUGAUACUUACAACACAACUCCUGGGGAAUGAUACUUACAACGCAACUCCUGGGGAGUGAUACUUACAACGCAACUCCUGGGGAGUGAUACUUACAGCACAACUCCUGGGGAGUGAUACUUACAGCACAACUCCUGUGGAGUGAUACUUACAUCACAACUCCUGGGGAGUGAAACUUACAUCACAACUCCUGGGGAGUGAUACUUACAUCACAACUCCUGGGGAGUGAUACUUACAUCACAACUCCUGGGGAGUGAUACUUACAUCACAACUCCUGGGGAGUGAUACUUACAUCACAACUCCUGGGGAGUGAUACUUACAACACAACUCCUGGGGAGUGAUACUUACAUCACAACUCCUGGGGAGUGAUACUUACAACACAACUCCUGGGGAGUGAUACUUACAUCACAACUCCUGGGGAGUGAUACUUACAGCACAACUCCUGGGGAGUGAUACUUACAGCACAACUUCUGUAUGUUGAUACUUACAGCACAACUCCUGGGGAGUGAUACUUACAGCACAACUUCUGUAUGUUGAUACUUACAGCACAACUCCUGUAUGUUGAUACUUACAGCAUGCCGCUGUUUGGUGCUUCCAUGGGAUGAGACUGAAAACACAGCACCUGUGGUGCUAACUGUUACAUAGUUAGUACAUGUUGAUAUGCUAGUUGAAUGUUAGUAUAUACUGAUGUGCUCCCCAGGGUGUAAGUACACAUACUGAUGUGCUCCCCAGGGUGUUAGUACAUGCUGAUGUCCUCCCCAGGGUGUUAGAACAUACUGAUGUCCUCCCCAGGGUGUUAGUACAUGCUGAUGUCCUCCCCAGGGUGUUAGUACAUACUGAUGUCCUCCCCAGGGUGUUAGAACAUACUGAUGUCCUCCCCAGGGUGUUAGUACAUACUGAUGUCCUCCCCAGGGUGUUAGUACAAACUGAUAUCCUCCCCAGGGUGUUAGUACAUACUGAUGUCCUCCCCAGGGUGUUAGUACAUACUGAUGUCCUCCCCAGGGUGUUAGUACAUACUGAUGUCCUCCCCAGGGUGUUAGUACAUACUGAUAUCCUCCCCAGGGUGUUAGUACAUACUGAUGUCCUCCCCAGGGUGUUAGAACAUACUGAUGUCCUCCCCAGGGUGUUAGUACAUACUGAUGUCCUCCCCAGGGUGUUAGUACAAACUGAUAUCCUCCCCAGGGUGUUAGUACAUACUGAAGACCAAGGGAGUUGAUAUUCGGUAUGUUGCAAGUUUGGGUGAAGGACAAACAAGUUUGUUUAAAUGAAUGACCUUGAUCUACAGUCAAGGUCACAGGCAUCAAAUAGCAUAAAAUCUUGAAACAACUUCUUCUCAAUAACUGUUAUGCCUAGAGACCAAAUGUUGUGUCUGUAGCACGCUGGGGUAAAGGGCUACCUUGUUUGUAGAAAUGAAUGACCUUGACCUACAUUCAGGUCACAAUAAAUCUUUAUGAAUGAAUUCUCGAUAGCAAUAGACUCUGAGAACUGAUAUUGGGGCAAAAGUACGCUUUAAUGAAGAACUACAAAUUUAUUGACAUGAAUAAAACUAGCCUACUCUGAUAUUUGAAUAUAGUAAUAAUCAGCUUAGUAUCUGACCUAGAUCCACUUUGAUGUUUUUCUAGAAGCAGGUGAGCGAUACAGCCCCAUUGGGCCUCUUGUUUAUAUUUGUAGAAUGUCUUUUUUUAAUAGUCAGCAUUGCUUAUUCAUUAUAGGUGAGAUCUUCUUAUUUAACAUCUAGUUAAUGAUAUUGCAUUUUGAUAUCUCAUGAAGUUUAAUUAUAUACAGUACAGUUUUCAUGCUACCCGAGGACUUCAGCUGAGGAACAGUUGUUGUGAUGACAGAGUCGAAGAAAUGGUGUGAUGAUGAUGUCAGAUUUAUACAAAAUUUUAUCAGAUCAUCAGAUGUACACAUGGUGUGAUGAUGACAUCAGAUGUACACAUGGUGUGACGAUGACAUCAGAUGUACACAUGGUGUGAUGAUGACAUCAGAUGUACACAUGGUGUGAUGGUGACAUCAGAUGUACACAUGGUGUGAUGGUGACAUCAGAUGUACACAUGGCGUGACGAUGACAUCAGAUGUACACAUGGUGUGAUGAUGACAUCAGAUGUACACAUGGUGUGAUGAUGACAUCAGAUGUACACAUGGUGUGAUGGUGACAUCAGAUGUACACAUGGUGUGACGAUGACAUCAGAUGUACACAUGGUGUGACGAUGACAUCAGAUGUACACAUGGUGUGACGAUGACAUCAGAUGUACACAUGGUGUGAUGAUGACAUCAGAUGUACACAUGGUGUGAUGAUGACAUCAGAUGUACAGGUGUGAUGAUGACAUCAGAUGUACACAUGGUGUGAUGGUGACAUCAGAUGUACACAUGGUGUGAUGGUGACAUCAGAUGUACACAUGGUGUGAUGGUGACAUCAGAUGUACACAUGGUGUGACGAUGACAUCAGAUGUACACAUGGUGUGACGAUGACAUCAGAUGUACACAUGGUGUGACGGUGACAUCAGAUGUACACAUGGUGUGACGGUGACAUCAGAUGUACACAUGGUGUGACGGUGACAUCAGAUGUACACAUGGUGUGACGGUGACAUCAGAUGUACACAUGGUGUGAUGGUGACAUCAGAUGUACACAUGGUGUGAUGGUGACAUCAGAUGUACACAUGGUGUGACGAUGACAUCAGAUGUACACAUGUACGUAUGUAGUUAAUUUGAUUUUGGAUGGUAAAUAAUUCAUGUAUUUUUAACAUAAAGAGUCAUGGUCAUCACCCUUCUUGAUUUUUUUUUAAUUAUUUAAAUAACAUUUAAAUGUAUUUUGAAAACUGAUUAAAUUGGUAAGAUUUGUUACAUACUUUUACAUGCACAUUGUACUUGCCUUUUACUGUUAAAGAAUUUUUAUAUGGUUGUAUGGUGGAAUGUAUUUAUAUGUUAAAUUUGGCAAUUUUGACAUUGUCAUAUUACACAGCAUUGAUAAAACCACAUCUAUAGUUAGAGUUAUGUCCCUUUGAUUAAAUACUUUUAAUGUACAAGCUACCAAACUGAUUUUAAUGAACACAGAUUUUCAGUAUUUAAUUUAUUUUUGCACCAGUAUAUAUGAGUGUAAAAUGUGUGUUUAUUGUAGAGGAGCUUAUACCCACCUGAACAGAGGGAUGUAUAUACAUAUUUUUUACUUAGUUAUACUGGUUUACUGCCUACAUGACUCUACCUAUAGCUAAGUUUCAUCUCACUAAUAAUUGUCAGUGUUCUGUCAGAAUGGAGGUAAACAUAUAGACAAUCUAUAGUGUAUAUACAUUGAGUCAGGUUAUGUAGCAGCUUUUGAUAUUUCUUGCUAGGCGAUUUGGUGCUGUAGUUAGUGAGUUUGAGGCCCAGGUGGCGCACAUUUAAAAAUGUCUUCCUUUUGGCAGUUGUGUUUCUAUGUUUAUUAUCUUAAUUUCGAAAUGCAAUGUGUUUAUGGAUUAAAGUUAUGAACUUCCUGUUGUUGACCUGUGGAUUUGAGGUGUGGACUUCCUGUUGUUGAUAUGUAGAUUAAAGGUGUGGACUUCCUGUUCUUCAUCUGUGGAUUAAAGGUGUGGACUUCCUGUUGUUUAUCUGUGGAUUAAAGGUCUGAACUUCCUGUUGUUUAUCUGUGGAUUAAAGGUGUGAACUUCCUGUUGUUUAUCUGGGAUUAAAGGUGUGAACUUCCUGUUGUUUAUCUGUGGAUUAAAGGUGUGGACUUCCUGUUCUUCAUCUGUGGAUUAAAGGUGUGAACUUCCUGUUGUUUAUCUGUGGAUUAAAGGUGUGGACUUCCUGUUGUUUAUCUGUGGAUUAAAGGUGUGGACUUCCUGUUGUUUAUCUGUGGAUUAAAGGUGUGAACUUCCUGUUGUUUAUCUGUGGAUUAAAGGUGUGGACUUCCUGUUGUUGAUCUGUGGAUUAAAGGUGUGAACUUCCUGUUCUUCAUCUAUGGAUUAAAGGUGUGGACUUUCUGUUGUUGAUCUGAGGAUUAAAUGUGUGGAUUCCUGUUGUUGAUCUGUGGAUUAAAGGUGCGAACUUCUUGUUGUUUAUCUGUGGAUUAAAGGUGUGAACUUUGUGUUGUUGAUCUGUGGAUUAAAGGUGUGAACUUUGUGCUGUAAUUGUCUGAUACAGACUGCUUAGUGUAUACUUUUGUUACUCAGGUAGAGAUUUUCAUGGGAGAUUUCUUUCUCCCCACAAUACUUUUAUCAGUAUCUGUAGUUACCUGUGUUAGAAUAUAAUAUGUUAGAAUCCUGAGGAAGUGUAAAAGAUUUAUGGUAUUUGAGUUUUUGAUACUCAUAUUUAGUUUAUUAUUUGGGGUUAUAUAAAGAUAUAUUUAAAUCUGUCUGUGUAAUACUGUUUUAGUAGAAUAGUUACUAGAUCUGUUUCACUUAUUCUAAGUUUUAUUUACAUGGUUAACACAAUAAUCAUUGUAUAUUUCAUUUUUGUGUUUUUGUGACCUAGUGAUUUCUUUAGCUCUAUACACAGUAUCUUUGUUAAUCUCCACACCGGUGAAAUCUUUAAGAGUUACGUGGAACCUUGUUCAGCCCAAGCCAUGUACUCUGUAUGUUAUGAUCCUAUUCACUAUCAUAACUAACCAGAAAACCAUGAAUAUUCCUAAAACUAUACUCAUAUUACUAUACAUACACACAAACAGGUGUACUACAUACUGUGCACAUCUGAUGUCUGUGGUCUAUAUUGAGUCUGUGGUCUGUAUAGAGUCAGAUGUUUGUGGUCUGUCUGGAGUCUGAUGUCUGUGGUCUGUAUGGAGUCUGAUGUCUGUGGUCUGUCUGGAGUCUGAUGUCUGUGGUCUGUCUGGAGUCUGAUGUCUGUGGUCUGUAUGAAGUCAGAUGUUUGUGGUCUGUCGGGAGUCUGAUGUCUGUGGUCUGUCGGGAGUCUGAUGUUUGUGGUCUGUCUGGAGUCUGAUGUCUGUGGUCUGUAUGGAGUCUGAUGUCUGUGGUCUGUAUGGAGUCUGAUGUCUGUGGUCUGUCGGGAGUCUGAUGUCUGUGGUCUGUCGGGAGUCUGAUGUCUGUGGUGUGUCGGGAGUCUGAUGUCUGUGGUGUGUCGGGAGUCUGAUGUCUGUGGUCUGUAGGGAGUCUGACGUCUGUGGUCUGUCGGGAGUCUGAUGUUUGUGGUCUGUAGGGAGUCUGACGUCUGUGGUCUGUCGGGAGUCUGAUGUUUGUCGUCUGUAGGGAGUCUGUGGUCUGUAUAUGGAGUCUGGUCUGUAGGGAGUCUGACGUCUGUGGUCUGUAGAGAGUCUGAUGUUUGUGGUCUGUAGAGAGUCUGAUGUUUGUGGUCUGUAGGGAGUCUGAUGUUUGUGGUCUGUAUGGAGUCUGAUGUUUGUGGUCUGUAGGGAGUCUGUGGUCUGUCUGGAGUCUGAUGUCAGUGGUCUGUAGGAAGUCUGAUGCCUGUGGUCUGUAGGGAGUCUGUGGUCUGUAGGGAGUCUGAUGUUUGUGGUCUGUAGGAAGCCUGAUGUCAGUGGUCUGUAGGAAGUCUGAUGUCUGUGGUCUGUAGAGAGUCUGAUGUCUGUGGUCUGUAUGGAGUCAGGAGUCUGUGGUCUGUCUGGAGUCUGAUGUCUGUGGUCUGUAUGAAGUCAGAUGUUUGUGGUCUGUUGGGAGUCUGAUGUCUGUGGUCUGUCGGGAGUCUGAUGUUUGUGGUCUGUAGGGAGUCUGAUGUCUGUGGUCUGUCGGGAGUCUGAUGUCUGUGGUCUGUAGGGAGUCUGAUGUCUGUAGGGAGUCCGAUGUUUGUGGUCUGUAGGGAGUCUGUGGUCUGUGGUCUCUACCUUAAAAAUAUGAAAAUAUUCCUUGCUGAAAAUGAUAAUUGGAGAGUUAUAUCAUUAUCACACAUGACAACAUGACAACAAUUAUUAUACUUACCUACUCUGUUUAAAAAAUGUUUACAAUAAAGAUACUACUAAAAGCUCCACCUUCCUGGCAGGUAAUCUCUGAACUCUAUUUACUGGUCAUCACAUGUAUGAUAUAGGGACCAAACAGUUCAGUUUAAAAUCAGACAUUAUAUAUUCGGAAUUUUAUCAACCAUCAUCAGUUGUCAUUUUGAUAUACAAAAUGUACUAGUUAAUUCAUUGCGUUUUACAUAUACAGGAAUAUAAAUCUGACAUUAAUCAAAUCUUCUCCACUGUGUCGAAAUAAUUUGUAUGUUAACCAAUUAAAGCUUAUUAGAUUUGUUAACACCAUAUACAUAAUGAUUCAGUCUAUCCCAAUACACUGUAGUAUCGUUAUCGUAGCUACUCACCGCGACGUGCCUUGGUACAGUAGAACAUGUGUUUCUUGUGUUUGCCUGUGAGGCUGUUACAUGUUUGUUGUUUUACUUGGAGAUGUUAUGUAGAUUUAUACACAUAUAUUUGCCUACAAUAUUUUUAUUUGAUACAUACUUUAAUAUGUUUAUAGAUUUUGAUGUUUAAAAUAAAUCAGUAAACUAUAAUGUGAUUCUGCUGUAAUGACAAGUGACACCCGAGUAUGGUUUUGGUUUUAGAUGGUUAAAAUAAAAUGUGAUUCUGCUGUAAAACACAAUUGAGACCCGAGUACUGUUUUGGCUUUAGGUGGUUCUAAGGCGGUUUCACUAAAAAAGAUGUACCUGUUAUUUGAUGGCCAUAUUAUUUUGUGAAAGUUUCUAUGUAGGCUUUUAAAGAUUUUAGUCUACUUACAAAAUAUAACCCUAUUGAAAAUUACAUUUACAGUACAGAUCAUGUUGUCGUGUCUGGACUCAGUAUCUGGUAGAAUCUGUCAACACAAUACUCGUUUCCAUUGAAAUGGUCAUCAGCAAACAGAAAAUUUGAGUGUGAUUUGAUCAUGAGCUGCAGUUGUAAAUUGAAAGUGUUCUUUGCAUGCUACUGGGACUCAUUUUGUUAAUUCAUUUUUAAUAAAAAUAUUGAAUUUUUGAAA
Pecten maximus is the source of this 7575-nucleotide messenger RNA. RefSeq names its product GSK3-beta interaction protein-like. The coding region runs from base 13 to 417 and encodes 134 amino acids. Gene Ontology annotation, cellular component: cytoplasm. The record is from RefSeq and is a predicted model, not a curated record. Gene Ontology annotation, molecular function: protein kinase A binding; kinase regulator activity. The transcript has 3 exons. Gene Ontology annotation, biological process: regulation of canonical Wnt signaling pathway. Lineage: Eukaryota; Metazoa; Mollusca; Bivalvia; Pectinida; Pectinidae.